GUCUCAUAUGAUGAAUCCUUCUCAAGAUAGUGAAGAGAAUUUAAGUGAAAUACAACAAGAAGAACUCCCUCAACAUCUUUCUACUCAUCAAACGGAUAUUGUAGAGGACUUUGCAAGACAACUAGAUGAAUGUAAUGACACUGGAGUCCUUGUGCGCAACAACAAUGGAUAUGAAUACGAGUGAUGACGAAGAUAUACCGUUUGGCUAUGAACAAUUACCUCAAGAUGACAAUCAAGACGAUGAUAACGAUGACGAUGAUGAUAAUAUGGACGAUCCCAAUCAACAGAUCAACUCACAGAAUUCCAUAGACUAUUCAUACCAUACCAUGGAAGAUGAGGAAUCAAUGAAUGAUAUCGACCUUCAAAGUCAUGUUGCUGUGGAAACAAAACCUCUAACAAUUUCAUUGAAUCCUGAAGAUAGUAUAUCAAAAGAAACGUCGAACAUGAUUUUGAACAUAAUGAAAAACAUUGAACUACCUGAUAGUGCGGUACCAGAUUGGGCAAAAGCAAUACCUGAAUCAAGUUGGAUACCAAAAGUCAAGGAACAAGAAAAUGGGAUCAAAUGAUAUUCAGUUAAUGUUAGAUUAGAAUUUUUACUUUAAUUUAGAAUUUGUUUGUCAAUUAUUGUACAUAAUAUCCCUCAAUAAAAUAUAUCUUUUACAUACAGUGA
This is a messenger RNA of Halteromyces radiatus, 670 nucleotides long. RefSeq lists its product as uncharacterized. The record is from RefSeq and is a predicted model, not a curated record. Lineage: Eukaryota; Fungi; Mucoromycota; Mucoromycetes; Mucorales; Cunninghamellaceae. The coding region runs from base 126 to 566 and encodes 146 amino acids. The transcript has 5 exons.